Molecule: messenger RNA, 3832 nt
Organism: Penaeus chinensis
Lineage: Eukaryota; Metazoa; Arthropoda; Malacostraca; Decapoda; Penaeidae
Product: leucine-rich repeat-containing protein 47-like
Exons: 6
Coding region: 102-1673 (523 amino acids)
Biological process (GO): phenylalanyl-tRNA aminoacylation
Molecular function (GO): phenylalanine-tRNA ligase activity; protein binding; RNA binding
Source: RefSeq, a predicted model, not a curated record
GCCCCCUGUGUUUACAUGCGGCGGCAGAGAGCGGUCUCAUCGGACGCCCAGAACGUGGUCGAAAACUGACAGGAAUCCAGACUACCAGACGCACCGUCAGCAUGUGGCCAGAAGUGAGAAAAGUAAAGGACGAGAACCGCUACGAGCUGGUGCUCAUGGGAGAAGACGUCAACAAGAAAAUAGAGAACGCAGAAGGACUAGAUCCCGACUUGUACGAGCUCACGCAGCUGAAUUUCCUUCGCGUGUCCAAGUCCCCCUUGAUUUCCAUCUCUGAGAAUAUUAGUCUCCUCGCCAAUCUCACAAAUCUUGUGCUUGAUGGUAAUAAACUAGAAAGCCUCUCCGGGGCUGUCGGGAAACUAGACAAGCUGAAAGUACUAGACCUUUCGAGGAAUUUCCUUGUUACGUUACCUGAGGAAAUUGGUCAGCUGACACGCCUGACAAACCUAAAUGUCAGUGUGAACAAGCUCACGUCCCUCCCAUGCUUGAAUAACUGCAUCAAUCUGGCGUUAUUGGAUGCCAGGGAGAACUGUUUGACUGAGUUCCCUGAUGUGGGUCAUGAUUCUCUUGCACUCCUUGCUGAUAUCAAGUUUGCAAGAAAUAACAUCAGUGAGAUCCCCGUUUCUGUGCAGGUGCUUCCAUCCCUAAAGCACUUGGACUUGGAAGACAAUAGCAUCAAAGUGGUUCCUGGGGAGCUCUUCGACUGCAUUAAGCUUAAAGAACUGAGUCUUAAAGGAAAUCCUCUUACCGACCGACGAUUCCGUAAAUUAGUUGAAUCUGACAGAUGUCUCCCAAAGCAAGUAAUGGAUUACGUGAAACAACAUUGCCCCAAGGUACAGGAAGGAAAGGGAGGUGGUAAAGGAAAGAAAGGGAAAGGAGGGAAAGGAAAGAAUAAGGAUCAAGAUCAGAUGGAUGAGUUAUGCAAUGAGCUUCGUGUUGUAAGUUUGACGGAGGAAACGCCACCAAUACGAGUAGAUCCUGUUGUGAAGGAUGUGAGGCCAUACAUGGUCUGCUGCAUUCUUCAAAAGUUAGACCUGAGUGGAGAAAACUUCAAGAAAUUCAUCUCUCUGCAGACAAAGCUGCAUGAAGGGAUCUGUGAGAAGAGGCUUGCUGCAACUAUUGCAACACAUGACCUUGCAAAGAUCAAAGGACCUUUGAAGUACACUGCACGUGAUCCAAAAGAGAUUGUCAUCCAUCCACUGACAAGAGGCAAGGAGAUUUCUGCCAAGGCUUUGCAUGCGGCAUUGCAACAUGAGGCAGAUGCACAGAGAAAACAGAUGAAGAAGAACAUGCCCACUGGACUUCAUAAGUACCUUCACAUAGUUGAAUCAUGGAAUGUGUGGCCUUGUAUUGAAGAUUCUGCUGGAACAGUUGUGUCUUUACCACCUAUCACAAAUUCAGAUAACACAAAGAUUACUGAGGAAACAACAGAUGUGUUCAUAGAAGUGACAAGCGGCAAAACACUGGGGAAAGCAAAAGAGGUUCUUGAUGCUCUACUGCAGGUCAUAAUGCAGAGUAACCUUUGCCCAGAGAGGAAUGAAGGAGAUAAAACAGUCAUGACAGUUCAGCAGGUUAGGGUAGAAGAUGAAGAUGGAAAGCUUAAGGUAUUGUAUCCAUCUCGUACAGACCUACAGUAUGAAAAUAUGAAGGUUAGGGUAGUUAUGCCUGAGAAAUAACUCUCAUUAGUGUUAUAUACCUGUUUGGAAUUGUGAUAUUUUGGGUAUGUGUUGUUCAGAUACCCAUUAAUUAUUAUCUUCAUUGUGUUGAAUCUACAAGUGUGAUUUCUCUUUCUGAUAUUCAGAAGCAUUUUCAGACAGAUGAAUUCAUUCAUCCAGUCAUUCAUUGAUUUGCUGAAUCCUGUCAUUCACUGAAGUGCUGAUGAAAUUAGUCUCAAAGUGAUUAAUAUAUAUAUUGUAUUUAUGAAACAAAUUAUGUCCUUGUUAGGAUUCAGAUCUAAGUAACACCAAAGAUUUUUUUUUUUUUUUUUUCAAUGUUCUAUCACGUAAUCACUUUUGUUCAGUCACGUAUUGUUCUUAAAAAAUAGCAUUCUUUUGUAAGUCAUGGUCAUUUAUAAUCAUAUGGAUAUCAGAACAAUGGCAACUCUCAUAUUAAACACAACACCUACAUUCAGAUAUAUUUCCAUUAUGUAAGUGCAUUAACCCAUGUGCAUAAGUAACAAAUAAGAAAAAAUGUAUGUUUCUAUAUAAAACAUAUGCAUGUAUUCAGUAAAAAUAAAGUUCUCAUAAGGUUAUAUUAGUGGAUGCACUAAUCUGAACCGAGUAAGAUGGUAAAAUAAUAGAUGUUGAAGAUACAGGCUGCAUUUUGGAGGAAAUCACACAGGUGAGAUACUCCUGUGCAUUUUACAUUUUAGGCCAAAAAAGAUGGGAGAGCACAGCAUUUUAUAUUUUCUAUAAGUUAAGGAGAUGCAAGUCAGGACAGCAGAUUUCUUCAUACUUAGGUUUAAGCCCAUGUUAAAAUUAUAAUCAUUAAUGGCAUCUACCCAUGCAUCUUAAUGGUGCCUAAGUUACAAUUAUGCCUUAGAAAGGGAAGAGGAUGUUUGGAAGUAAGUUGAAGCCUGUCCAGUGCGUAUCAGAAUCAGAGUAAAAGAAGAGGUGUACAUGAAAUGCAUUUGUAAGAAGAAGGAAUAAUUAGUUAGUUACAACUAAGAAGCCCUAUAUGAAAUUGAUAAAUUAAAAAGAUUUUCAAGCUAAGAAGUCAUCUUGCAUGUGCAUGCAAGAAACAAUGCUCAAAGUAGACCCAAUUCCAUAAUCACAUUGUUCCUUCUUUAUAUUGAUUGAAUAUCCUGUUCUGUUUCAUAUUUUGUAAACUUGCACCAGUACAGAAAAGAAAUGAAUGAGGACAUCUACUGCCAGGUAAAGAUAAUGAUGGUAAUGAAGCUGUAUGGGAAAUAUGCAAAACUAAGUUGAAUUGCGGACUAACAUCUUAAAGCAUCCAACCCAAAGUUUGAAGAAUGAAAAAGAUUGAUGUACUAGUUUGUUAUAAUUACUUUGAUUGAGGAUAUACAGAAUAAAAUGAGCAAGUAGUAUAUAUGGUAGUAAUAAAAAACAGUUUAUGUAAAAUUUUAAUGUUUAUAGGCAUUACAAAAGUUAAAUAUCCUCAUUAGUGAAAUUUUGACAUAAAUAUAACAUUAUGCAGCAGCUGAAUUUUCAGUUUAAUGUAUUUUUACGAGUGAACUUUCAUAUAUGCAAAAUUUUGUAAGGAAUGCAUAAAAACUGCAAACUUGUAUAUUUUCUUUUCAAAAUAAGAACUUGCUUUGUUUGUUGUGCAAGAAAUUACCUUUUUUAGGAUUCAUUGCUAUAAUAUUGUUUUGUAUUUUUUUUUUCCCUCCUUUCUCUUUCCUUUUCUUUCUUUUUGUCUUUGUUGUCCAUAUUCAGAAAGAGACAUAUGGAGAGACAUAUGACUGAAGUCAAGGAAAUUUUUAUUAAAGUUGAUAAAGUAUACUAAUAUCGCAGAUGCAUGGCACUGAUAAGGAGAUCAAAGGAAUUCUUUACAUUACUCUGGAAAUUUUGGAUUACAAUUAUAGAAAAUUCAAGUAUGCAUCAGGAAUGACUGACAUUCUUAUAACAAUGUCACAUUCAAGUGAAUGCUAGUAUAUGUAAAUUCACUGCCAGAAUGAGACAUCUGUUAUUGCAGAAAGGGAGAAAUGUAAUGCAUAUUUUCUCAUGGUGGUAAGUUGUCACAUAUACUAAAUAUUAUUUAAAGAAAAUUGGUACAUUAUUUAGACAACACAUCACCAUAUAUAAAGUGUGUAGUUUGCUAAGAUGUGUAAUCAGGUUUGUGUAUUUUUUCAUAAUUAAAAUUGUAUAUGGUUCUA